This is a messenger RNA of Truncatella angustata, 1161 nucleotides long. RefSeq names its product Dip2/Utp12 family-domain-containing protein. The coding region runs from base 1 to 1161 and encodes 386 amino acids. Lineage: Eukaryota; Fungi; Ascomycota; Sordariomycetes; Amphisphaeriales; Sporocadaceae. Gene Ontology annotation, cellular component: nucleolus. The transcript has a single exon. Gene Ontology annotation, biological process: maturation of SSU-rRNA from tricistronic rRNA transcript (SSU-rRNA, 5.8S rRNA, LSU-rRNA). The record is from RefSeq and is a predicted model, not a curated record.
AUGGCAACGAAACGCAAAGCGCCAGCCAGGAUCGCUCAGCCGGUCGUCAAGCAAAAUGCGAAGCAGACGCUGAAGGCAAACAUCAACGAGGCAGACACCGCUGUUUCCGGGCUAAUGGGCGCGGAUGGUGUGGCUGGCGAUGUAAUAGAAAUCUCGAGCGAUCCUGACAGCAGCGAAUACGAGUUGUCCGAUGACGAAAACAGCAGCAAAGCCGCAGCCAAGGAACCGAAGACACAAGGGACGGGAAAUGCACAAGCCUCCAAUGGCGAUGCGGAUACAGAGAUGCCCUUGAUCAACGGGCCCACGGAUGAUGCCGAGUCUGAUCAAGAGCUUGCUUCGCCCACAUUCGGCGAUCUUGUCCGUGCGAAUGAGACAAUAGAUGUGCCUUCAGCCCUCUCAGCUGCACGACCUUCAGCUCUGACCGCGCCUGGCAAAUCCAUAGUGCCGCCGAGCUCAGCCUCGCUGGGCACAGUGCUGUCUCAAGCCCUGCGAACCGACGACGCAGAUUUAUUCGAAUCCUGCCUCCACACCACCGAUCUCCCUACCGUGCGCAACACCAUUCAGCGCCUGGAUUCUUCUCUAGCAGGCAGUCUGCUCACCAAAUUAGCAUCGAGAAUGCACCGGCGGCCUGGUCGAGCUGGUAGUUUGAUGACGUGGGUGCAAUGGACUUUGGUGGCACACGGAGGCGCGUUGGCAACACAACCUGGUCUGGUAAAGCAGCUCAGCGAGCUCAACCGAGUCUUGGAGGAACGAUCACGAGGUCUCAGCUCACUGCUGGCCCUGAAGGGAAAGCUGGAUAUGCUGGAGGCUCAGAUGCAAUUCCGGCGCAGUAUGCAACAGGGUGCGGACUCGGAUGAUGAUGAGGACGCGGAUGGUGAGGAAGGUGUUGUUUAUGUGGAGGGAGAAGAGAGCGACGUGGAUGUCGACGCUGAAGACGUCGACAUGGAUGAUGACUUGGUUGGUGCCAGUGGUCUCUUGGACGAUGAGGCUUCCGAAGACGAUGACGAGUACAGCGAAGACGACGAAGACGACGCAGAAGUCAUUGGCGCCGAGGAGCCUCUGGACGAGAAUGAGGUUGAUCAUGAUGACUUGGACUCGUUAGGGGAGGACGAGGAUAGCGAGGUGGAGACGGCUCCUCCAGCGAAAAAGGGGCGUAGGUGA